AUGAGCAUUUCGUCCUUCACCAUUCAGCCGCUGUUGGUAGCGGCGGGCAUCGUUGUCGUGGUGGCACUUGUCAAGGCAUUCCACCGUGGGUUCAUGACGCCAUUGCGUGCCGUGCCGGGGCCCUGGUAUGCCAAGUUCACGAACCUCGUCCUCAAGAAACAAAUCCUUUCUGGUAAAAGGAUGCACUACGUCCAUGGGCUGCACGAAAAGUACGGACCUGUCGUCCGCGUCGGCCCCAACGAGGUUGACUUUGCCGAUCAAGCGGCAUUCAAGGCCAUCCAUCGCAUCGGCGGCGGGUUCGAUAAGGAUCCCUGGUAUCGGUCGUUCCGGGUUGGCGAUUCGCAGGACGUCUUCUCCAUGACCGAUCCGAAGCAGCACGCUCAGCGCAGAAAGCUGUUCGCGCCGCUCUUCAGCAACUCGGCACUGAUGAGCAAUUGGGCACCCACCGUCAUUGACAAAGUAGAUCUGACAAUUCGCAAGAUCAAGGAAGAGGCUCUUCGGGAUGGGCAAGUGGAUGUCUUUAAGUGGUGGACUUUUAUGACAGCGGAUGUCAUCUCCCAUCUGGCCUUCGGAGAACCGUUUGGCCUGCUCAAUGAGGGCAAGAAAACAUACCACUUGCAAAAGAUAGAAGACGCGUCCAAGUUUGGGCUCUUAUGCUCCGAGCUCCCAUGGGUGCGAAACCUUGCCGAAUGGAUUCCCAUUCGGUCGGUCCUUGAAUUCAACGCCGAUGAGAUCGUGCAGAAGCUCGCUGAAGCCAUCAUUCGCAGGACUCGGCAGAGCGGCAUUGGCGCCCAGAACCUUUUCUCCAAAGUGAUAGCCGCGAAUGAAAAGGACAGUCAAUCCUUUACCGACUACCAAGUUGCAUUCGAGGCUGGAGGAUUUGUCGUCGCUGGGUCCGGGACCACGGCGGUCUCUUUGACGUACCUGGUGUGGGCUGUCCUUUCCAACCCGACUAUUCAGCAGAAGCUGGAAGCCGAGGUCGGCGCAUUGCAGGAAUCGUACACGGAUGCGGAGCUGGACAAGCUUCCGUAUUUAUCUGCGGUGAUUGAUGAGACACUGCGUAUCUAUGGCGCGGCCCCCGGUGCUUUGCCACGACAGGUGCCGCCGGGCGGUGCCACGCUAGCCGGAUAUUUUCUUCCCCAAGGCACUACUGCGAGCACGCAGGCCUACUCAUACCACAGGGAUCCCAUGGUGUAUCCUCAGCCGGAGAGGUUUCACCCGGAAAGAUUCAUCAGUCCUUCUGGUGAAUACCAAGCUCCAAGCCAGGGCGUCUUUGCCCCGUUCGGGGCAGGUUCGCGGACAUGUCUUGGGGUUCACCUCGCGCGUAUUGAGCUGCGACACGCGGCGGCCCUUUUCUUCCGGGAAUGUAAGGGCGCUCGCCUCGCGCCGCAGACAACGCCUGCCAGCAUGGACAUGGUCAACUUUUUCCUCGUCAGUCCUAUGUCGGAACAGUGUUGGAUACAGCUCUAG
Colletotrichum karsti is the source of this 1470-nucleotide messenger RNA. RefSeq lists its product as uncharacterized. Gene Ontology annotation, molecular function: oxidoreductase activity, acting on paired donors, with incorporation or reduction of molecular oxygen; monooxygenase activity; iron ion binding. NCBI's taxonomy places the organism in Eukaryota, Fungi, Ascomycota, Sordariomycetes, Glomerellales, Glomerellaceae. The coding region runs from base 1 to 1470 and encodes 489 amino acids. The record is from RefSeq and is a predicted model, not a curated record. The transcript has 4 exons.